UCGAUAUGAAAAACUGACAUAUAAAUAGGUUGGCGGCGAGGAUCCUUUGCCAGUGACCGCUAUGGGAUUCCGUGGUGUAGUGAUCGUGCUGGCGCUGGCGAAUAUCGCCCUAGCGUCAGUGUACGACAAUGCUAUCGAAGGUGGAGAUAGGAUAGUGCAAGUUGCGCCCGUGUUGGCGCCACCCAGGGACUCUAGGACGCCGGUGACUGACCGCUCCCGGCAGUUCCCGAUACUAGUGAUCCUUGCUCAGCAGAACCCGCAGGAGAGAGUCAGGGAACCUGAAGCUAAGUCCCUGAAUAUCAACCAAGAACCCAUUUAUGUUAAGAAACUUGAAGAAAAAGAUGGUCGGUCUAAUAGACAGAAGAGAACGUUGGGUAAACUUUUUCUCGGCCACGGUCUAGGAGGAGGGGGCGGUGGUUUAUCAUUUGGCGGCGGUUUAUCAAUUGGCGGCGGUGGUGGCGGUUACGGCGGUGGUUACGGCGGCGGUUAUGGCGGAGGAUACGGCGGUGGUGGCGGUUACGGCGGUGGCAGAGGAUUUGACAGUGGUUAUGGAGGCCAUGGCGGCGGUCAGGGUGGAUAUGUCACGUACGAAGAACCGCCUAAAACCGUGAUUGUGAAAGUUAUUAAAGAACACGGUCACCGCCACGGUGGUUAUGGAGGUGGUAACUAUGGCGGCGGUAACUAUGGAGGCGGAAAUUACGGCGGCGGUAACUACGGCGGUAGCUUCGAAGGCGGCUACGGUGGUGGCGGCGGCGGCGGCGGCGGUGGUUACGGAGGUGGUUACGGCGGAGGCGGCGGCGGCGGCGGUGGCGGUGGCGGCGGUUUCGGCGGUGGUUUUGGCGGCGGUGGCGGCGGCGGUGGUUACAACGGCGGUAGCAACGGUGGCAACUACGGCGGUGGCAGUGGUGGCAAUUACGGAAACCAAGGAGGCUAUGGGGGACACCAAGGCGGUUCAGGAUGCCCUGGCGGUUGUGGCGGUAACGGAGGUAGUCAAGUCACCGCGACUGCUACUGCUACUGCCACCGCUUCAGCUUCAGGGUACGGCAAGCGCAAAUAAGCCUGCAUGAAACAAUCAGAAGCAAACUUGAAGAAGAAAAAAAUAAAUGAAAGAAGAUGCGCUGAAGUCAUCCAUAAAAGACUAUCAUCAAUAAAGACUAUCAUCAAUUAAAACAAUUGUAAUUUGUAAUGGAUCUAGUCCAUAAAACUGAACUCCAUGGCUAAAUAUAUAUAUGCCGUCAAUUUAAUGCAUACUUAUCUAAUUUUUUUACUAAAAAUGUUUAGUUACCUCCGUAACACGUAUAGUUUUUUAAAUGUGACAUGUGUAGGUAUAGAUGAUUAUUUAUAUUUAUAUAAUAUUUUAAUAGUUAUUAUUCGCUUAUUUCUAACUUUGCAAAUACGAUAAUAAUAAUUAUUAAAAACAUAUUCAAAAAGUUGUAAGUAUAUAAAAGCUAAAAGUUUGACUAAAUUGUACAAAAAAUACGAUAUAAUAUUCACAAAAACUUAUGAGUUGUUUAUAUGUUCAAAAUACAUUCCGCCUUUUGCAGGCUAUAAAAUCUACAUUAAAAAUUUAGGUAUUUUGCUCAACUUAACUUAAGCACUUAGCAAUAAAACUAUUUUAAUUUA
Molecule: messenger RNA, 1623 nt
Organism: Colias croceus (clouded yellow)
Lineage: Eukaryota; Metazoa; Arthropoda; Insecta; Lepidoptera; Pieridae
Product: glycine-rich protein DOT1-like
Exons: 4
Coding region: 62-1057 (331 amino acids)
Source: RefSeq, a predicted model, not a curated record